Messenger RNA from Dentiscutata heterogama, 259 nucleotides. NCBI's taxonomy places the organism in Eukaryota, Fungi, Glomeromycota, Glomeromycetes, Diversisporales, Gigasporaceae. The record is from the annotation of a GenBank genome assembly.
AAUCAUUUCUAGUACAAGACUUGAUUAUGAAGAAUCGCGACAAGUUAAUGAUAGUUUGCAGUCAAAAGUUAUCGGAUUAAACCCUUUUGUUGGAACCCAUGAUGGAAAAUCCCUCCUAACCGCACUUUUUGGUUGGAAAGGUGGAAAUAGAUUCCGCACAACUGGUGAAAGAGCUGUAGAUGUUGAUAGCGACUUGACAAGUAUAAAGAAAGUAUUUAACGCAGAUGAAUCAGUUGUAAAAUUGACGGAUGCUCUGUGA